GUUUGUAACUUGUGUGUUUACUCUGCCUGGAAUAGAUGGCAUGACAAAGGGAAAAGAGAUCAUGAAACGGGUCAAAGGCAAACUCCAAAGCAAACCUGCCGAUCAGCAAAGUUCAUUGAAGUUCAAAGAAUUCCUUAGGCAAGUAUUUCUAAUGGGGAACAGUGAAUUGCAUGUAGAGAUACAGUAUAUUACCUAAAUUACUUCAAUUAUUUAAAUUGACGAGAACAAUAACAUUUUCUUUCACUUCUAACAGCCAUAAAAUCAAAGUGUUGGAGACCGACAAAAAAGAGGUAGUGGGUGUAUUUGGGAAGACUGGGGCUGGUAAAAGCUCUUUGAUUAACAGCAUCUUGGAUCAGAGAAAUGUACUGCCCUCUGGAGACAUCAGUGCAUGCACCUCAGUCAUGAUUCAGGUUGAGGCUAACAUGUGGUCCUCUGUAGCUCAGCUGGUAGAGCACGGCGCUUGUAACGUCAAGGUAGUGGGUUCGAUCCCCGGGACCACCCAUACACAAAAAAUGUAUGCACGCAUGACUGUAAGUCGCUUUGGAUAAAAGCGUCUGCUAAAUGGCAUAUUACAUUACAUUACAUUACAUUACAUGACCAGGGACAGAAAAUACACUGCAGAGAUUGAGUUCAUUACGCAAGAGGUAAUAAUCUGUGUUUCAUAUGCCUUUAUUUAAAGGUUGAGUAUGUCAUUUUAGAAGCUUGCAGGAUGCAUUACUUACCAACAACAGCUGCAAAUCACAAACAACGACAUCACGUUUUGAAGUUUACUUUCCUUGCUUCGUCUAACUACACAUCUUGAAUCUAGCAAAUCAUUUUUGUGGUGCAGUAUUUAUAAAAAAUGUCAUAGCGCAAACAUUUGCUAGCAAGUUCCUCACAUUGGCUUUAACCAUAGGGGGAGCAGGCUUGUUCUGGCAUGUCCAGGGGGUUGCCUAGCAACACUUGCCUUGGAAGGGAGGCAACAUUGGCAUAGCUGGACAAAUUCCCAUGAUUCUACGCUAGAUUCGGAUCAAACAAUUAGUGUGACAGCUAAAAUGGCUUUGAAAAAUAUAUUUUUUCUACAUUAACUACAUUAUGUCUUUCACUAAUUAUAAACUAUAUACAGUACCAGUCAGAAGUUUGGACACACCCACUCAUUCCAGGGUUUUUCUUUUCUUUUUACUAUUUUCUACAUGGUAGAAUAAUAGUGAAGACAUCAAAACUAUGAAAUAAUACAUAUGGUAUCAUGUAGUAAACAAAAAAGUGAUAAACAAAUCAAAAUAUAUUUUAUAUUUGAGAUUCUUCAAAUAGCCACCCUUUGCAUUGAUGACAGCUUUGCAUACUCUUGGCAUUCUCUCAACCAGCUUCAUGAGGUAGCCACCUGGAAUGCAUUUCAAUUAACAGGUGUGCCUUCGUAAAAGUUAAUUUGUGGAAUUUCUUUCCUUCUUAAUGCGUUUGAGCCAAACAGUUGUGUUGUGACAAGGUGUGGGGGGGGGGGGGGGGGGGGGGGGGGGGGGGGGGGGGGGUAUACAGAAGAUAGCCCUAUUUGGUAAAAGACCAAGUCCAUAUUAUGGCAAGAACAGCAUAAAUAAGCAAAGAAAAACGACAGUCCAUCAUUACUUUAAGACAUGAAGGUCAGUCAAUCCAUAACAUUUCAAGAACUUUGAAAGUUUCUUCAAGUGCAGUCACAAAAACCAUCAAGCGCUAUGAUGAAACUGGCUCUCAUGAGGACCGCCACUGGAAUGGAAGACCCAGAGUUACCUCUGCUGCAGAGGAUAAGUUCAUUAGAGUUAUCAGCCUCAGAAAUUACAGGCCAAAUAAAUGCUUCACAGAGUUCAAGUCACAGACACAUCUCAACAUUAACUGUUCAUUGUCGAAAUGCUGCAAAGAAACCACUACUAAAGGACACCAAUAAGAAGAAAAGACCUGCUUGGGCCAAGAAACACAAGCAAUGGAUAUUAGACAGGUGGAAAUUUGUCCUUGUGUCUUUGUGAGGCGUGGUGUGGGUGAACAGAUGAUCUCCGCAUGUGUAUUUCCCACCGUAAAGCAUGGAGGAGGAGGUGUUAUGGUGUGGGGGUGCUUUGCUGGUGACACUGUCUGUGAUUUAUUUAGAUUUCAAGGCACACUUAACCAGCAUGGCUACCACAGUAUUCUGCAGCGAUACGCCAUCCCAUCUGGAUUGGGCUUAGCACAUCGCUGGUCCAAGAAAAUUAGUAUACUGUAGGGUAUGAAAUUAUUGACACCCUUGAUAAAGAUGAGCAAAAAUGACUGUUUAAAAUAAAGAAUUCAAAUACUGAGCUAUAUUGUAUGCAAAAAAAAAGGGAAAUUAUAUAAUUGUAUUUGCUCAGAGAAUGUUUUUUUUUUCUAAAAAAGGUAGGGGUCCAAAUUAAUGACACCCCUGUUUUCAAUACCUUUCAAUAGCCUACCUUGCGAAGAUAACGGCACUGAGCCUUUUUCGAAAAUGUCAUAGAUAAAGUAAAUAUGUGGUCAAUUUAGGGCUGUCAAUGUUAACGCAUACAUUUUUGGGACGCAGUUAAUGGCAUCUUCAUUUUUAAACCCAAAAGUCAGUGUUUCUGCACAGACUCUUUUAAGCACAACACACAAUGCGCUUUGCUGUGCUGUAUGCUCUCAGUUACUUUGUUGUGUGUGUGUGUGUGUGUGUGUGUGUGUGUGUGUGUGUGUGUGUGUGUGUGUGUGUGUUUGUGUGUGUGUGUGUGUGUGCUUGUGAGUGUGUCUAUGUAAGAGUGUUCCCGUAUGAUGUACAUGAGUCUGUUUGUGUUGUAAUUGGCAGUGGGUGGUGGUAUGUGCAUCAAAAUGAGGGAAGUAGUACAAAAAAACAUAGAUUUUGGUAUGUUAUUACUUGGUUGGUUAAAGUUAUUACAUAAUUCAUCAAAAAAGUUGUUACUCACCAGUUAAUGUAAUAACUACCGGUUAAUGUAAUAACUUUAAAAUGUUUUUACAUUAACUGGUUUUAUUACAUAAAAAAUCCAAAAGUUAACCAGUGAUAUUACAUUAACUGUUGUUUCAUACCCUGACAUCAUGUCACUGUCCUCCAAGAUUAAGUUCCCAAUACACAUUCGAAUGCCCAAUGUUCUAUGGUAAAGUCAUUAAAGCUUGCAUCCUGUGACUUUGAUAUGGACCUCAUUUAAUUUGAAAUAACUUUAUAUGUGCCUACCUGGGAGCAAAAGGGUUAUACCUGGAUCUAAAAAUGGUUCUUCAAAGGGUUCUCCUAUGGGGACAACUGAAGAACCCCUUUGGGUUCUAGAUAGUACAGUUUAGUUACCCUUCAAUUCAAAACAUGUUUAGCCAAGAGUGUUCAUCAGUGUAGUCAUGCAGACCACAAUUGCUCCACUAAGACAUACAUUGCUUAAAACCUCUCUUUAAAUUAACAUGUUUCAGAAAUACCCAAACUUCAGGAAUUUCUCAGAAAUCUCAAUGAUCGUCGCACAAAGAUUUCAGAUUAUGUUUCUGGAGCCUAUGGGAUACUCUCUCUGAUACAAGGAGCCAAAAGCAGUGACAUAGUAUUGUACUUCAAGCAGAACAAAAUAAUUUAUUCCAGUUUAUAUACCUCUUUCGUGUAAAUAACUGUAGUAUAUUAAAAGCUUUGAUUUUGGAUUUCAGACAGACAGCAAAGAAGUGGUGUGCCAGGUUCCGGAAAAUAACCUGAAAGAGGGGCUCGAAACCAUUGGUCAAUCUAUUGACGAGGCUUAUGAGGCUUUUGAACAAUGCCUCUCACUAGGAGUUCGACAGUCAGUAGACUCAUGUGAGAAAAUUGCCAAGGAUAAAGUGAUAGAACCAGUAAGUCACAAAUGUACACAUAUUGAAGAUAUUAGUACGCAUAACAAAUUAGGUUGUUGGAAAAUAAUUUAUGCUGUGAGUUGUAAAAAGCCUAUAACCAUGUUUUACAUUUUGUUUCUAGAAAGGAAAAAAAGGCAGUGGGUACCACAAGGUAUUGAAGACAUUAUGCAAGAAAAAUGGAGUUUACAAACCAAUCAGAAAAAAGGGACAGAAAAGGCAAAGGGAAAGAAACAUUAAUGACAGUUUGGCCUCAUGUAUGAGAGGUCUCAGCAAUGAAACGUUCAAGAAAUAUUUCCCGUGAGUUAUCUUUAAUUUUUUAUAAUAUCAACAGUUAUAAGAUCAACAAAGAAAAUAAUAACUAACACAAUGUUGUUGCCAGUAUCUAUUUUGUUCAUUACGCUCAGGCUACGUAUCGGCCUCUGGGACUAUUGGGCGUUCUUGCUCAGACAAGGCUACCUACCUUCUCAUAUUGGCCUCUGAGAAGCAGAAUAGUGACAAUAGUGUGCAACUUCACCCAUUUGCAGGAUUCCAAACAUUAUUUUAAUAAAUGUAGGUCCCGUAUAGCUCUAAUUAAAACAUAAUUUAUUUCAGAAAUCAAGGCAAGGACAGCUCAAUCAAUUAUUUGAUUGAUAACUUCACCCUUGACACAAACCGCUUGGUUGAGAAGCACCCAGAAGUGUUACUGCUUCUGACAUUCCUCAAGACGGAGGUAGGGUGCGAUAUUUGUAUUCACUCAAAACUACUGGAAAGGUUUAAUUACAGCAAAUAGGCUUUCAUUUGUGCUCUCAUGUGAACUCCUUCAUCAUGCCAAACAUUUGUUUUGCAUGACAAGGAGUGGCAAGAAGUGGCAUGACUGCUAGGCUACUGUCAUUUGGCCUAGAGACCUUAUUCACCCUGAACGUGCUACCCAAAUAUGGCUAGUGCUGUCAAUAGUAAACCGUGGAAUCUUUUGGGCGGAUAAUGAUGACAAUGUGCUAACAGCUAAUCUAAUAUACAGGUGACAUUUUUGUAGGAUUUGUUGUGUUUUAAAUGGAGCACUUUCUACCCCUUCAGAAAAUGAACGUUAAUCAAUGAAUAAUGGCCACCACAUGAAUACGGUCUAUUUAUUGGCCCUCAAUUUGUCAUCUGAUCCUUUCCCGCCAGAGCAUCAAGCAAAGCUUGUCAAAUUGUAGUUAUGUUGCUAGUGUGAUGUUAUGAUAAUUAAUAUUAUUAUUAUUAUAAUUAUUAGUCAAGAGAAUCCAAAUAUAGUUAACGACAAUGUUGUUGAAUAAUAUUUUCUGUCUGAAAGGAAACCAAAUUGAAGGCAAAACUAAAGAGGGACAUCCGUGAGAGGAAGAAAGAAAUCUACAACAUUCUCCUAAAGUCAAUCAGUAACACAAUGCACCCAUGCUAUGAAAGUAGGUUUUGAGAUUGAUAUUUAAUAAGCUAUUCUAUACUAUUCAUCUACAUUGCACAGAAACGUUGACCUAGUAUUGGGAUAACAUUUCCGAUAACACAUUUUUUCUACAAUUUCAUUAGCAGUAUUUCAGUAGCAAAUAAUGUCAUACCAUGAUUGUGAAAUGUGCUGUCUGCAUUUUAGGGGCGGCACAGUAUACGGGAACAGACCGUCUUGAGAAUAUGCGAAAGGAACUGAGGAAUCACUUGAAGGAAUCUAAGGGAGAAAUGUUCAACAAGGCCAAGAAAGAGAUGUUGGAUCUCCUCAAAGAAAUG
Molecule: messenger RNA, 5487 nt
Organism: Coregonus sp. 'balchen'
Lineage: Eukaryota; Metazoa; Chordata; Actinopteri; Salmoniformes; Salmonidae
Source: the annotation of a GenBank genome assembly